This is a messenger RNA of Mangifera indica (mango), 1145 nucleotides long. RefSeq names its product galactose mutarotase. The record is from RefSeq and is a predicted model, not a curated record. NCBI's taxonomy places the organism in Eukaryota, Viridiplantae, Streptophyta, Magnoliopsida, Sapindales, Anacardiaceae. Gene Ontology annotation, molecular function: carbohydrate binding; aldose 1-epimerase activity. The coding region runs from base 47 to 1066 and encodes 339 amino acids. Gene Ontology annotation, biological process: beta-D-galactose catabolic process via UDP-galactose, Leloir pathway; glucose metabolic process. The transcript is spliced from 5 exons.
UCACUGAAUUCUUAUCACUUUCAAAACACUAGAACUCAAAACUACUAUGGCCGCCCAGAGUGAGAAACCAGAGGUCUUUGAACUCAACAAUGGAUCCAUGCAUGUCAAAAUCUCCAAUUUUGGCGCCACAAUCUUGUCCCUCUCUGUACCUGACAAACAGGGAAAUUUUGCUGAUGUUGUUCUUGGAUUCGAUUCUAUUGAACCGUAUGUGAAUGGUGCUGCACCCUUUUUUGGGUGUAUUGUGGGUCGGGUCGCAAACCGAAUCAAAGAAGGUAAAUUUACUCUAGAUGGGAAUGAGUACACUUUGCCAAUCAACAAGCCGCCAAACAGUCUUCAUGGUGGUUUCAAGGGUUAUGAUAAAGUGAUAUGGAAGGUAGCAGAGCAUAAGAAUGGCGAGAAUCCAUCUAUUACUUUUAAGUAUCACAGCCAUGAUGGGGAAGAAGGCUACCCAGGAGAUGUGUCUGUGACAGCAACUUACACGCUUACUUCAAAAACGACAUUGAGACUUGACAUGGAAGCAGUUCCAGAGAAUAAGCCAACUCCAAUCAGCUUAGCUCAACACACCUACUGGAACUUAGCAGGCCACAACUCUGGAAACGUGCUUGAGCACACAAUUCAGAUUUGGGGGCAGCACAUUACUCCGGUGGAUGAGAACACAGUCCCAACCGGUGAAAUUAUGCCAGUCAAAGGCACCCCUUUUGAUUUCACCUCUGAGAAAAGGAUCGGUGCAUCAAUCCAUGAAGUGGGUUUAGGGUAUGACCACAACUACGUGCUUGACUGUGGGGAGGAGAAAUUGGGAUUGAAGCAUGCUGUAAAGCUGAAGGACGGGUCAUCCGCAAGGGUCCUUAACCUGUGGACCAAUGCCCCUGGGAUGCAGUUUUACACUGGGAACUAUGUCAAUGGAGUCGUUGGAAAAGGAGGCGCUGUUUAUGGAAAGCAUGCAGGUGUCUGCUUGGAGACACAAGGAUUUCCUAAUGCCAUCAACCAAUCUAACUUCCCAUCCGUGGUGGUUCGACCAGGCGAGACCUACAAGCAUUCAAUGUUGUAUGAGUUUUCAGUUGAAUGAUGUGAAGGAGAAGUGUGGAUAUUGAAAUUAAGGACAUUUGAUAUGCGUAAAUAAACCAGUUUGUUCUAGACUUGGAAGA